Molecule: messenger RNA, 360 nt
Organism: Bubalus bubalis (water buffalo)
Lineage: Eukaryota; Metazoa; Chordata; Mammalia; Artiodactyla; Bovidae
Product: 40S ribosomal protein S20-like
Exons: 1
Coding region: 1-360 (119 amino acids)
Biological process (GO): translation
Cellular component (GO): ribosome; cytosolic small ribosomal subunit
Molecular function (GO): structural constituent of ribosome
Source: RefSeq, a predicted model, not a curated record
AUGGAUUGUAAAGAUACAGGCAAGACUCCUGUGAAGCCAGAGAUGGCAAUUCACCAGAUUAGAAUCACCCUUACCAGCUGCAACCUCAAGUUUUUGGAGAAGGCAUGUGCUGACCUGAUCAGAGGUGCCAAGGAAAAGAGUCUCAAAGUGAAAGGACUGGUUUGGAUGCCUACCAAGACUCUGAGAGUAACUGCAAGGAAAACUCCUUGUGAUGAAGGAUCUAAGACUUGGGAUCAUUUCGAGAUGAGGGUCCUAAAGCAACUCAUUGACCUGCACAGUCCCUCUGAGAUUGUUAAGCAAAUCACUUCCAUCAUCAUUGAGCCAGGAGUCAAGGUUGAAGUCUUCAUUGCAGAUGCUUAA